This is a messenger RNA of Camellia sinensis, 972 nucleotides long. The record is from RefSeq and is a predicted model, not a curated record. Lineage: Eukaryota; Viridiplantae; Streptophyta; Magnoliopsida; Ericales; Theaceae.
AUGGCAACAACAAGUGCAGAUGAAGACUACAUAGACAUGGAAGUAAGCUCUUCUUCCUCUACUUUCUUCUGCUAUUCCAUGAACUCUCCCCCUCCUCAAACCAGAGAAUUUGAGUUCCAAAUGUCUUCUAUUCCCAAUAACAAACCCCUCACAACCUCCCCAGCAGAUGAGCUCUUCUACAAAGGAAAGCUCCUCCCUCUUCACCUCCCUCCAAGGCUCCAAAUGGUCCAAAACCUCCUCCAAACCACCACCACCACCACACCACUGAAUCAAUCCUGCAACAUUUCACCAUCAGAGUCUUGCAGGGUGAGUUGUGAGCUCAACUCAGAUGAGCAUUUCUUUGAAUGGUCCACUGAGUUAAGUGGCUUUCUCUCAGAUCAUCAUCUUCCAAAGAAGUCCUGGUCCAAGAAGCUCAAGCUGAUCAAGCAAUCCUCACUUUCUCAAAAGCUCAAGGCCACAAGGGCUUAUCUGAAAUCUCUCUUUAGCAAGUCUGCUUGCUCAGAUGAGUCCUCUGCCAAGGCGGAAUGUAUGAAACAGUGUAUGAAAGUAGAAAACAAAAGCCCUUUUGGACAAAUUGGAAAAGGAGCUUACCCAACAAUAGCUUCUGUCAUGAAGAGCAUUGACAGAGAAAUGAGUGAUCAGGAGGGUGUGAAUGGCCACAGAAAGUCAUUUUCAGGGGCAAUCAAGCGGCAUUCUGCGAUAAAGUCUUCGUCUUCAUCUUCGUCUUCAUCAUCCGGGGCUUCUUCGCUGUCAUCGUCGUUUUCGAUUAAUUCAAGUGGGUUCUAUGAGUUACAGUUCUUUAAGAGGAGUAUCAGUGCUAAUUCAGAGAUUGAGAGUUCAAUUGAGGGUGCAAUUGCUCACUGUAAACAGUCUCAACAAGAAGUGUUUGGUUCAAGUAAGAUGUCAAGUGAAGUUGGGCUUUGUUCUGUGUCUGCUUCAAGGAUUGCUGUUUCUGAGGAUAAAGAAAGAUGA